UCGGCAACAUGAAUGUUAUCAGGGAAUAAGGAAAGUUAAAGUCAAGUCACAAUUCCUGUACCUAUGUACAGAUGCAUGAAGUUCUCCAACGACCAGCUUCAGCAUGAUGGGUUCUCUUACAACUGGGUGUUACAUUCUGGUACUGGUCGCCGUUUCACAUGGCUACGAUAUCUGCUACAUCGACAACCUUUUUCGUGAUACACUGUGUGAGUACGGGUGCUGUGGAAGCGGUGACAACAAAUACUGUUGUCCCAACACCAAUUACCAUCCAACCCUUCCAGUUCCGGCGAUAGUAGGGAUCGCAGUUGGUGUUGUUGUUUUCUUCAUCGUCUCCUGCAUCGUGUGCAGUGCGUGUUUCUGCAACAAUGCAUCACGUCGUGCACGUGGGCAAGUGGUGGGGAGCAACUAUCCGAUGUCUGUGGUAGUCGCGGGCACACCAAAUACAGCCUACGCCCCCGGUUACGUCGGCCCCCCUCAACCCGCACCGGUGACACACUACCCAGGAGAUGCAGGGACGACAUUCCCCCCACCGCCCUACCCUGUGCAGACGGGUGCAUAUUACCAACAACCAACAGCUUUGCCCACGACAUAUCCCUAAAUCCUAUUUGAUCAAUACAAUCAAAUCAUACACAACGCUACUGCAUAUUGCAGAAUCUACCUUGCUACUUUUAAUGAAGUGAUUUUACACAAAGUUAUUGACGGACACCGGGCUUCUACCACUGACAUCCACUGGUCAUUAUUGUUGUUGUUGUUGUUAUUAUUAUUAUUAUUUACAGAUUAAAAUAAAAAAUGUAGCAAAGAGGGUUUGUGUUAUCUUGGCACAGUCAGGCUGGUUAGGCUCAUCAUCAGCUCAGGGCCCUUGCCCCCUUUACACGCAGCCCAGACAGCGAAUGGGACUUCUCCCAGGAAGCGCUGCCUAGUCAAACCCACCCAGGACUUUUCGGAGAAUGUGAAGACUCCCCAACACUGCAGCCUUCUGCAUUACCCAGAUUGUCAGAAGGGCUGUAUUCCUGGUAGCAAACCCGGGUACUCUCCCAAUGUCAGUCAACAGAUUGGGAGGCACCAAACCUAAGGCACCCAGAACAAUGGGGAGUCGGACUUGGGAUGCAAGGGUGACAUUUCGAGAGCGAGGUCCGCAUAUUUGCCAUAUUUUUAUUAUAUACUUCAGUGUGAAGGACUAAGUUUUCUGCAGUUGAGAUGAUAUUUUCAUUGCAGUGUACAUAAUACUUGCUACUUCACUGCAAUGAACAUAGCACUUUGACGGGACUAUUGUUUUACUGGAGCUACCUCCCCGCAAAUUGUCUCCCUUUAUUGUAAGUGCCAGCACGUACACAAACUGUUGACUUCCUUUUUUCGUCAGUUUCACACUGUGACAACGCACAAUGUCACAGAGAGCCAUUUAUUGGGCUAAUAUCGCUUCUUGCCUUUUGUUUUUCUCUUGAAAAUGUUUCGUUAUAAACUCUAAAUUUCUCAUUUUUAAUUCGUAAAUCGAGACUGUUCCUUUUGUAAAACGCCAUUUUUGUCACUUGACCAGCAUGUAUUAAUUCGAUUCCAACAGCGGUCUCGCAGAUUUCAAGAAUACUUUUUGUUCAAGUUGAUUAAAUGUAUAAACUCAUAUCCAAAUGUCAAUAAAGAAUAUUAAUGAA
Messenger RNA from Haliotis rufescens (red abalone), 1646 nucleotides. RefSeq names its product protein shisa-4-like. The transcript has 4 exons. Lineage: Eukaryota; Metazoa; Mollusca; Gastropoda; Lepetellida; Haliotidae. The coding region runs from base 104 to 598 and encodes 164 amino acids. The record is from RefSeq and is a predicted model, not a curated record.